UCGUACGUUUACACGUCCCGGAGGCUCUUCGAUAAUGUGAACACGACAAACUCAGCAAAUCACUUACGAACACGAUUUUUUUUUUCUGUUGAACAUUUUCCCGUUUGAUUUUCUUUUAUUCGUUUCACUUCCCGGACAAUUUUCCUCACGUGGUACUGUCGACUUCAAAGUGUUGUGUUUGUGAUUGUGCCCUCUACAGAAAACUUGUCCGCCUUUUCUCUUUACUUCUUGGUAUGCGACUGUUCCAGUAGAAUAACAAAUACUGUUGGCGGGCCUUGGAGCGGCAUGCUGGAUGAUUUAAUAACACUUCGAGCUACCUAGAAAAAGAGCGGCCCACGGCCGCCGUCUGAAAGAACUGAUGACCAUGGCUGACGCGCAAGUAGAAACUAGUACCAACCACCCCGUCGGACUGCUGAGAAGAUACGCCGAGUACAAAAAUAACAAUCAUCCUCUCGCUACGAAUAAUAAUCACCAUCAUCACCACCAUCAUGGAGUGAAAAAAGAGAGAAAGCGAAAAAGGCUUAACCAAGUUGUGGACCAGCUCGCUACUCAAGCUCUCCCUCUUAACAACAACGUCCACCAUCACAACAACAACAAUAACAACAACCACGAUGUACGGGUGAAAGAAGAAUUGAUAGAUCCUGCUCAACCGUUGCUCAAAAAUUCCAAACUCAAAGAACCCUACUGUUAUCCGUCGGAAGAGGAAGAUGAGGUGUUCAGCCAGGCCUCGUCGUCGAAAUCGCCUCAUUCGUCAAACACCGAUUCGCCCAAGAUCAGUUUCAGCCCCCUACGAUUGAAAGAUUCGUUAGAAGAAGAAGAAAGAGAGUCUCCUCAUCAAGAAGCCAAAUAUCAUAAGUCUGAUCGUCAUUAUAGCCCCCACCCCCGGUAUUCCGGAUGCACGUGUACACAUUGCGUAUCCGGUGUGCCGAUCCAUUCUUUUCCAAUGGACAGGUUUUAUCCCGUGUCUCCCGUUACACCGCCGAUGCCCGCUCCCGUGUACAGCUUCGAGCAAUACCUUCAUUCGAAAUAUCUGCCAGAUAUAUUUCGCAGACGGUCUCAUUCGGACAGCGACUUACCACUCUGGUUUGAGGCGAAAGUCGAAAGGACGGAUACGUCGGUGCACAGUUCCCCACAGGAAUCGCCUCUCGACCUGUCGAUGAAAAGCUCCAGGAGUUCCGAGACGUCCCCCAGCUCCGGGGAUUCUUUCACUUCCAUACCUCCUUUGAUUGGGGGCUUUAUGCAUCCUAAAGGCAACGUGCCCGUGCCCGUCGUCAAAGGCGACGUGGCUUCACCGGCGACGAAAGAAUCCGUAGCGGUCUGGUAUAAUCUGGAAGUGUCCCCUGUCGUGGAAGAAAUGCCUCCCGGCUCGGACGUCGCGUACGUCUGUCCGGUCUGCGGCCAAAUGUUCAGCCUCCACGACAGGCUCGCCAAACACAUGGCCUCGAGGCACAAGAGCAGGGCGCAAAGCACGGAUUCCACCACCAAAGCUUACCUGUGCGACGUGUGUAAACGAUCUUUCGCGCGAUCGGAUAUGCUCACGAGACACAUGAGGCUGCACACCGGCGUCAAACCGUACACGUGCCGAGUAUGCGGUCAGGUCUUCUCGAGAUCCGAUCACCUCUCGACGCACCAAAGGACACAUACAGGAGAGAAACCUUACAAAUGCCCCCAGUGCCCGUACGCCGCCUGCAGAAGAGAUAUGAUAACUAGGCAUAUGCGUACGCAUUCGAGGUACGACCCGAGUAACGGCACGCCCAUUACAAACGAAGAGUACCCGUCACCACAAUCUUUAUCGCCAACUACGGAAUCUUCUCCCGAUUUAGAUAAUUUACUUAGUGCCAACCAAAGAGAAAAAACUCACAGCUUUGAACAAAAACUGUCUCCGGUUUAAAUUAAAACCAUAGUUCCUUAAUUUAUUAGUUCCAAAAAAAGGGGGUGAUCUUUUCGUACCGAAAGAAAAGCUUCCUUUUAUGAAAAAGCCACUUCGUUCCGCCUAGCACUGUUAGGCGGACCGACGUCAGCUUUCCAAAUAUUUCUUCUCAUAAUGGGCGAUUUUUGUUCAAAGUUCAAAACUUUAAAAACUUAGUGAGUUUCCCUUCCCCUUUGUGUGUUCAGCCCGUAACUCGAUGGGCCUCCAUCCCUAAAUGUACAACUCGCUUGCUCAAUAAUAUCUGCCUAGCGUUCAAUUUCAAAACCGAACGUUACAUUUUUUUUUAAAACUUAGAGGUAAUAAAUGUGAUGCUAAACUUUAGGCCACUCCAUUCAAUAAAUAAUUAUCAGCCAGAACUGACAGGUUAUUUUUAUACAUGCGAAGGAAACACGUGGUUAAAUCUUCUUUCCUAAUUGAAUGUUAACCCUUGAUUGUUACCCUAUUUUCCUCGGUGUGACUUUUGUUGGAUAUGUGUUCAAAUUCUUAAAUUAUCUUUGAAGUUAAACGUAUAUGUCGAAAUAUAAAAGCGCCAUGUUUUCGCACGGGAUUUCUCUUUGUUAAGACGUAGAAAGGAGAAAGCAUAUUACUUACAAAACGUACUUAAAAUUGUUUAUAUUUUUAAAUAUAUAGAUAUAUUUUAUUCGUAACUGUUUUACCAAUGAGUUGUUUGAUUAAAACUGUACAUAUUGUUUUCUUUUGUGCCACGAUCUAGCCAUAUGUAGUUUAUAGAAAACUAAGUUAUUUUCAUACGAUAAGUGUUUACAGGAGGAAAUUUAUUGUUAUAUGUCACAUUUUGUAAAAUAUAAAUUAUUUUUUAAUUUGUAUAUAUUAUACGGAUGUUGGGGUCCCGGACCCAUUGUAUAGAUGAAUAUACUAAUGGCCUAGUCUCACUUAUUUUUUCGUACUUGAAACGAGUUGUAAAUUAAUUUAAUUAAUAAAUUUAAAAA
This is a messenger RNA of Cimex lectularius (bed bug), 2877 nucleotides long. RefSeq names its product zinc finger and BTB domain-containing protein 7B (gene klu). Lineage: Eukaryota; Metazoa; Arthropoda; Insecta; Hemiptera; Cimicidae. Gene Ontology annotation, molecular function: DNA-binding transcription factor activity; RNA polymerase II cis-regulatory region sequence-specific DNA binding. Gene Ontology annotation, biological process: regulation of transcription by RNA polymerase II. The transcript is spliced from 2 exons. The record is from RefSeq and is a predicted model, not a curated record. Bases 359 to 1891 code for a protein of 510 amino acids.